AUUAUGUCUUAUGAAUUAAAAAAAACAAACAGACCAGCUGUCGUAAUUCUGUACGGAAUUAACACGAACUUAAAUUGUUCUAUUACCCAAUAUGAUCAAGAAAUGUUGGGAGUUUAAUAUAUUUCGGAUGUCAAUCUUUUCGGGAGACAUUCAGUAAUAUGAUGGCUGAGUGAUCAUGACAAGUUCUGGAAACGGAGACCAUCCCUACAACCUUCGUUCCCGAAAACCAAGAAUGGUUCCCUAUUCCCAAUCUGGCUCCAGCUCCUUAGUUUCCAUGGAUACCAAAGAUGUGUUCCCCAGCGAUAUUCAUACUAACUUUACAGUGAAGCCAGAUGGCAGAGAGAAAAUUUUGUAUAAGACUAACAGUGGUAUAAAUGGCAAUACUUUACCAGCAUCUUUAGAAAUUGGAAGUGUUCGAGUUGAUGGAUUUGUAGACAAGGGUGGGGGUGAUUCAGUUAGUGCUAAUGGAUCUGAGAAAUCAGAAAAAGAAGAAUCAUUUAGAGAUGGUGACACAGAAGAAACCAGUUUUAUAAAUGGAAAUGCAGACACUCAGCCUUUGAUAGUAGAAGACAGUUUUGAUGAUGACAUUGGCAAAGUUAUUGUUAAGCUUGAGGAUAGCUCAGAGACUUCUCUGCAGAUCAUUCUGCAGGUGUCCUUUCCAUACUUGAUAGCAGGAUUUGGAAUGGUUGCAGCAGGAAUGGUGCUUGACGCAGUUCAGCACUGGCCUGUGUUUGUAGAAGUGUCCGAAAUUUUUGUUCUCGUGCCAGCGUUGCUUGGUCUAAAAGGAAAUUUAGAGAUGACUUUAGCUUCUAGACUUUCAACACAGGCUAAUUUGGGUAACAUGAGUAAAUCCUCUGAGAAGUGGAAGAUGAUUGCUGGAAAUAUGUCUCUCAUUCAGGCGCAGGCUCUGGUGGUUGGUUUCCUGGCAUCACUGUUUGCCAUGGUGAUGGGCUGGAUACCAGACGGCAAGUUUAACAUGCAGCACGCCCUCCUCCUGUGUGCUAGCAGCAUGUGUACAGCAGCCCUAGCCAGCUUUGUACUAGGUUGUGUGAUGGUUGGAGUGGUGCUGUUAUCGAAGAAGGUCAAUAUUAACCCAGACAACGUUGCCACGCCCAUUGCAGCCAGUCUCGGGGAUAUCACUACACUGUCUCUUCUUGCAGGGAUUGGAUCUUUACUCUUCAAGGCUAUAGGUACUCAACAGUGGUUGUCCCCCCUGUUGAUAGUUAUAUUUAUUCUCCUCAUACCACUAUGGAUCUACUUCUCCCUGCACAACAAGUAUACCCACGAUGUUGUGUAUAACGGAUGGAGUCCCGUCUUAAGUGCAAUGGUAAUCAGUAGUAUAGGGGGUGUGAUUCUGGGCUUCACAGUCUCCAAGUACCCGGGAAUAGCGGUAUUCCAGCCUGUGAUAAAUGGUGUGGGGGGUAACCUGGUUGCAGUUCAGGCCAGUCGUAUCUCCACCUCGCUCCACAAGGUCUGUCGCCCUGGUAACAUGCCGGUCAACAUGGUGCAGGGUUGCCCAAACUGCAUGGAGGCAUUUAUCGGCACUUCUGUGACAGCGCGUGCGGCCCGUAUGUUGCUGGCUCUAGUCAUCCCAGGGCACCUGAUCUUCAUGUACACCAUUUCCUUCAUGACUGCAGGACACACCAGCAUCACUCUCAAGUUCUCUCUGCUGUACCUCUCAGCAGCCGUACUACAGGUUGCCAUACUGUUGUACAUCGCUAACUGGAUGGUUCACUACAUCUGGCGUGUGGGGGACGACCCUGACAACGUGGCCAUACCGUACUUGACUGCCCUCGGGGACCUUCUGGGUACUGGGUUCCUUGCCCUUGCCUUCCAGAUACUCUUCAUGCUUGGGGACAGAGACAGUGACCUUGGCGACUGAGGUUGACGUAUCCCAUCUUAGGAUUGUGACUCGUCUUUUUGCCAUGGGAAUCCCUAGUUACUAACUGUUUUUUCAAUAAAAAAGUAAAAAUAUUUUCAAUCCAAAAAAAUAAGUGAAUUAUCCUAUAUUGAUUAAUGGUAAAUACUUAUAUAUACAGUAUAUUGGAAUUCUUAAAGUAUGCUCCUUUGAACUUGUUAUCUUACGCAUGUAUUUAUGAAAUUAAUGGCAGAAUUGAGUAUAGUAUUGUCUUCAAUUGUGAUGGGUGUUUUUAGCAUGGUUACCUAUUGUAGUCAUGUGUCAUAAAUACAGCUGAACCUAUUUGAAGAUAGAUCUGCUCUUAUAGUAUACGUGCUAUCAUGCAAACAACCAAGGUAUCUAUAAUCAUUGCAAAGCAGUUAAUUAUUUAAUAUCUUGAUAAAAUUUGCAUGUUUCUUAUGUUUUUGUAAUUUAUGCAAAAAUUACAUCUCAUGUUGAGAAACAUCUUACAGCUGAUCAUAUGAUUGCACCGGUAAUUUAUUUUCCCACUGAUAGCAAUGGUUUUUACCAGCCCACAUUCCACCUUGUUUUAAUACCGAUUGGACCAUACUAUGUUAUCUGGUGCUCGUAUUUUCCCAAGGCCUUUUGUUUUGCAAAUCGGUGUUAUUGUAAAGGACUUUUGUUUUAUGUUGAAAAAUGCAUGACUAUUCGUCAGAAGUGUUUGUAUAGAUAUAUGUUAGAGCAGUAAAUGGGUUUUAAAGUAAUUUCAUUAAAGGAAAGGGUAAUUUAAUUAUUUGUUAAAAAAUAAAGUUUAAAACCCAUGCUGUUUUCUUUACAUAAAUUAUAUUAAAAACUAGUUGACCUGACAUAAAUUAACAUAGUUGGCAUAUUUAGUGACACAGUUGAUUAGCAUUAUAAUAUAUUGGGUUUUGCCUGUGCACAAUUGUUGUAAUAAUGAAAAAUAAAACAUAAAAAUGCACUAAUACAAGUCAGAAAACUAGAAGUUUAAGGUCAUUAUAAAUGAUGUACUGUUUUAUGUAUUAAUUUAUUGUUAAAUGUAAUACUCACAAUUUUAAAAAAACACUUGUAUUUAAAUAAACAUAUUUGUGUAUAAAAACAUUAGUUUAAAAUGUGUUAUGUUUCGUUAAUAAUGUAAACUUUGUUAAUGUAAGUUAUUGUAAUAUACAUAUUAAUGUCAUUUAAUUUGGUGCAGUCCAUUCAAUAUUUUACAGUACUGGAUGUACAUGUGUUCAAUACAUUUGGUAUUGGAUUGGUCUGGGUUGUAUAAAAUAAUAAUGCCCAGGUCUAUCCAAAAUAGUAUCUUUCUUAAAACAAAUUAAUAGAAUUGACAUAUAAUGAUAAAUAAAAUGUUGAAACUUUAUUAUACCCCCACAAACGAAGUUUAGGGGGGUAAACAGGAGUGAGCUUGUCUGUCGGUCGGUCGGUCUGUCGGUUCGUAUUUAGUGUCCGCUCUCUAUUUCAAGUUGUUUUCAUCCAACCUUCACCAAACUUGGUCAGAUGUUGUAUCUAGAUAAUGUCUAGGUCAAGUUCGAAUAUGGGUCAUGCCGGGUCAAAAACUAGGUCACAGGGUGUUUUAGUGCGUUUUAAACAUUGAGCAUGGUGUCAGCUCUCUAAUUAAAGUAGUUUUCAUCCGAGCUUCACCAAACUUGGUCAGAAGUUGUAUCUAGAUGAUGUCUAGACCAAGUUCAAACAUGGGUCAUGGCAACUCAAAAACUAGGUCACGGCGUCACUUAUUGCAUUUUAAACAUUGAGCAUGGUGUCUGCUAUCUACUUAAAGUAGUUUUCAUCAAAUCUUCACCACACUUGGUCAGAAGUUGUAUCUAGAUAAUGUGUAGGUCAAGUUCAAACAUAGGCCAUGCUGGGUCAAAAACUAGGUCACGGGGUCACUAUGUGCGUUUUAAACAUUGAGCAUGGUGUCCGCUGUUUUUUGUGAAGACAACAUGCAAGAUAUUCUGUGUCAAUGGGGAAUGUGGGGGUAUUCGUUACGUCUGUGACAAAGCUCUAGUUUUUUUUAAUUCACUCAAUACAUGCUGGAAAUUACAUUUUGCAAUGUGGUAAAAAACUGGCGACUCCCCAAGGGCCAGGUGAAUUUUAAUGACUUGUAUCGUAAAUAUGUUUUAAAAUAUUUUCUGAAACUAAAAUGGUCAGGGAUUAAGUAUUUGGUGUGAAACUAUUUAUAGUGCUGCUUUUCUAAGCUUAUUAAAAUCAUGCCCUUUAAGUCAAAAUUGGUCAUGCCAAUUACGCAUGUUAGUAAUAAUAUACUGCCAUUCUGGGCCUCGUGUUCAUAUUGCAAGCUCAUUUCAUAAAAAAAUAAAAAAUGUAAUAUAUAAUUUAUUAAAAGAAAUUUAAUAUAUAUUUAACAGAAAUGUUGUAUGUAAAUAGAAAGUCUCAAUUAGUACUCUAACUGUCUAGUCAUGCUUCUCUUAUUUUUUCAUGCAUUGGUCGAACAUUUUGAUUAUCAUGUGCUUCACACUUUGUAGCUUCAUAAAUCAUAAUUAUCAAUUAUUUGUAGAAAUGGUUUUAAUGUAUUUAGUUUUAACUUGUUAAGGUAACUGGACUCUGGAACAUGUUCUUAUAUAUUUUAAGUCAUUGGAAAUUGUUAUUUAUGCCCUGGUAGGGCGUCCAUCCAUCAGUCUGUCCAUCAUUCCGUUUUUAUCGAGGAUUUUUACGGAACAUUUUCAGAUAUUGAGCUAAUUUUUGGUAUGUGAAUCUGCCUACAUGACCUACAAAUUAAAUGUGAGUUGCCGUCUGGUCCAUAAUUUUUGGCAAAGUUAUUGGUGUUGGAUUUAGAAUUCUUUAUAAUAACCGAUUUCUGGAGGUUUUUUACGCAACACUUUCAGAUAUUCAGCUUAUAUUUGGUAUGUGAGUCUACCUAAAUGACCUAAAGAUGAAGUUUGAGUUUUGAUCUGGUCCAUCGAUUUUUUUAAGAAGUUCGUUCUGGUCCAUUGAUUUUUAUGCUCCCCCAAAAAAAUUUUGGGGGGAGCAUAUAGUCGCCGCUCUGUCUGUCCGUCCGUCCAUGCACAAUUUUUGUCAGGGCUAUUUCUCAGCAACUAAUGACCGGAAUUCAAUGAAACUUUAUGGGAAGCUUCACUACCAAGAGGAGAUGUGCAUAUUAUCAGCCGGUUCUGGUCGGAUGAUUUUUCACAGAGUUAUGGCCCUUUGAAAUUUUCCAUUAACUGUACAUAUAGUGCAAUUCUUGUCGGGGCUAUUUCUCAGCAACUAAUGACCGGAAUUCAAUGAAACUUUAUGGGAAGCUUCACUACCAAGAGGAGAUGUGCGUAUUUAUAAGCCGGUUCUCGUCGGAUGAUUUUUCACAGAGUUAUGGCCCUUUGUAAUUUUCCAUUGUACAUAUAGUGCAAUUCUUGUCCGAGCUAUUUCUCAGCAACUUAUUACGGGAAUUCAAUGAAACUUAUUGGGAAGCUUCACUACCAACAGGAGAUGUGCAUAUUAUCAGCCGGUUAUGGUCAGAUGAUUUUUCACAGAGUUAUGGCCCUUUGAAAUUUUCUAUAAACUGUUCAUAUAGUGCAAUUCUUGUCCGGGCUAUUUCUCCCCAACUAUGGACUGGAAUUCAAUGAAGCUUUAUGGGAAGCUUAACUACCUUGAGGACAUGCGCAUGUUAUUUGUGGGAUCUGGUUAGAUGAUUUAUUUUUAGAGAGUUAUGGCCCUUUGAAAUUUUUAAGUUGCUAAACCAUCCAUCGUAUUAUUUUGUCCAAAGUUAUGCCCCUCAAGACGUUUCCUUUUAUCUGAAUAUAUAGUGCAAUAUUGUGACAAAAAAAAAACUUUGGGGUACAUCACCCGUCUCUGACGGUUUCUUGUUUGAGAAGUUAUUGGCACUUUACUUCAAAAUUUUCUGUUUACCUGAGUGUUUUUACGAAAAUCUUUCAGAUAUGUAUUAGUAGCUGAUUUAUGGUAUGUGAGUCUAUCUACAUGACUUACAGAUGUUUAAGUUUAGUUCGGGAUCUUUUUUGGCAAAUUUAUUGACCUUAGACUAAACAAUUUUCUCUAAAAUAGCUACUGUGCGGCUUCAAAGCGCAGUAGGGAGCAUUACGUUUCACAAGCGCAGGUCUUGUUUUAGUAUGAAAUUGUAAUUCAUGCAGAACACUAGUUAUAGCAUAUAAAUGUCAUUUUUUUGCAUUAGAAAAACCGUGUUUCAAAAGCCAGGCAGUUUUUCAGUAUUUGUUGUUUAAUAAUGACAAUAGUGAAACUUUUGUAAUUGCAUAAACUGAUUUUUUUUUUAUUGCAUAAUAAUUAUGUGAAAAUGACUGACAUUUUGUUUUGCAAUCUGAUUUUCUUCUUUUAUGACCAAGAUGCAUACAUAUAUUACAAACAUCUCAAAAUUCAUGCAGUCUUGUCAGGGCUACCCUUUCUGUUAUUAAGUCACUUAAGAUUUUAUUAUUUCAUUAGCGGUCAGGGCAGCUUCCGACUAGCCUGAGCAAAUUUGCAUGGAGGUCUGGAGUCACCCUGGCUGCAUAUGGCAUAAGACCCAUUUUCACAUGAUGUAGAUUUUGCUUAUAAAACAAUUUGUGUUGUUUCGUGUCAAUAUUGCUAGAGACGAAAUGCAUGUUACCAUUUUUUUUAUUAAGGUAGGAGAUCAUGGGUUCAACAAUCGUUUUAUUUCUAAAUAUCUUAACAAAUACGUUUUCUACUUUUAAUGAAUCGUAGUACUUUGUGAAAGAGGAACCAACAAUUUUCUAUAUAACCUGUUUUAGGUGUGUUUUUACACCCUUUCCAUAAUAAUAUAUGUAAAUAUGCUAUACUUGGCAUGUUUUUCUGUGAUUGUUAAUAGUGUUUAUUCCUUUUUUGACAUACCUUUUUUAUGUCCCCCACCACUAUAGUGGGGGACAUAUUGUUUUUGCCCUGUCUGUUGGUUGGUUGGUCUGUUGGUUUGCGCCAACUUUAACAUUUUGCAAUAACUUUUGCUAUAUUGAAGAUAGCAACUUCAUUUUUGGCAUGCAUGUGUUAUCAUGGAGCUGCACAUUUUGAGUGGUAAAAAGUCAAGGUCAUCCUUCAAGGUCAAAGGUCAAAAACACUAAAUCAAAGCAGCGCAGAAGGGGACAUAGUGUUUCUGACAAACACAUUUGUUGUUUCAACAUGUUAGUUAUUUUUUACUCCUUUAAUUUAAUGCCCAUUUAAUUAAUGGAAUUUAAAAAUGAUGAGGUUUAAUUUUAAAGGAUAGCAUAUGUACAUAUUAAGAUUUAUAUUCAUAUUAACACUGAAUCUUUAAAGUAUUUUAUGAUGUGUUCAAUUGUAAAUGACAAUAUUUCCAACAGAGGCAUUUGUGUGUUUGUUAUUAGAAUUUUCUUCAUGUUAUAAAAAUUAUAAAAUAAUAUAUAAAUCAACAUAUAUGAAUUUGAAAUGCAGCUGUUGUAAAAUUUAUCUAUGCUUAUAAAUUGUUUUAAAAGGAUGCUAAUGUUAUAUGUAGUAAUUGUUUUUAAAGCAGGAACUUGAAACAUUCCUACUUUUAUUAAAAUAAUAACAGGCAGUAACAGAAUAUGUUGGCGACAGAAAAAAUACUCUGCUUAAAACAAGAAAGUAGACCUGAAUAAGAUUUAUUUAUUAUAUUUUAUACUGUUAACAUGUUUCUUUUGCAAAAUGUUAUGUAAUUAUGAAACUUUUCGGUUGAAAAACUUACUUAUUGAUGUGAUGCAAUUUAUAUCGUGAUUUAUAUUGGUUCGGGUUUAAGACUUUGAAUAUGCCAAAUGUAUUCAUUUUUAUAAUUGAACUAUUUAUUCAUCUCGGUGCAUAAGUCACAAAAUAUGAUAUGUUAAAAUCCUUCAUGACAAAAUACAUUAUUUACCAAUUUA
Molecule: messenger RNA, 7683 nt
Organism: Dreissena polymorpha
Lineage: Eukaryota; Metazoa; Mollusca; Bivalvia; Myida; Dreissenidae
Product: solute carrier family 41 member 1-like
Exons: 11
Coding region: 176-1882 (568 amino acids)
Biological process (GO): monoatomic cation transport
Cellular component (GO): plasma membrane
Molecular function (GO): monoatomic cation transmembrane transporter activity
Source: RefSeq, a predicted model, not a curated record